AUGAAUGAACUCAUCUCGAAGGACAUCAAACGAAACAAGACAAGAAUGGUUAAAAUUAAAGUGGAAUUCCUUGGUGGACUGGAUGUUAUUUUCAAUAAGGAACGUGUACAUAACCUAAAUGUGCCCAAAGAGGACCCAGUUACCAUGGCAGACUUAUUAGAUUUUAUAGUGGAAACUAUGAUUGCUAAUAAAAAGGAUGUUGAAGUGUUUCUAGAGAAUGGUACAGUGAGGCCAGGUAUUAUAACAUUAAUUAAUGAUACUGAUUGGGAAUUAGAAGGAGAAUUAGAAUACGUAUUGGAGGAUGGUGACAUCAUAUCAUUUACCAGUACUUUGCAUGGUGGAUAG
Messenger RNA from Naumovozyma castellii, 345 nucleotides. RefSeq names its product ubiquitin-related modifier URM1 (gene URM1). The coding region runs from base 1 to 345 and encodes 114 amino acids. NCBI's taxonomy places the organism in Eukaryota, Fungi, Ascomycota, Saccharomycetes, Saccharomycetales, Saccharomycetaceae. The record is from RefSeq and is a predicted model, not a curated record. The transcript has a single exon.